Messenger RNA from Stylonychia lemnae, 2262 nucleotides. The record is from the annotation of a GenBank genome assembly. NCBI's taxonomy places the organism in Eukaryota, Ciliophora, Spirotrichea, Sporadotrichida, Oxytrichidae.
AUGACUUUGGCUCUAUCUUAUCUUCUGAGAAAAAAGAUUAAGAUUAGUAAGAUUAGGGCUAAUAGAGGCAAAGGUGGAGGCUUAGGAAAUCAGCAUCUUACAGGGGUAUAAUUAUAGCUAUUAAAAUUUUUAGCUAAAUUCCUUGACUAGUUUAUUGCCAGCAUGUCAAGUAAAGGGGAAUAUUAAAAGACACCAGGCAGCACUCAUCUUGUAGCAUAAAUGCUCUUGCCUUGUUUAAUUUUUCAAAAUGAGAAGGCUCUAAACUUCUAUAUAAAAGGUGGAACUCUUGUUGGAAUGAGUCCAACCUGUCAUUCAUAUGAAAGGGUUUUGAUUCCUACAUUAAAAAUGUUUAACAUUCAAACUACUUAUGAAGUGAUAAAUCAUGGGCUCUUCCCAGAUUUAGUCGGAUAAAUAAAAUUUCAACUGUAGUCUAGUCAAGAAUAAUUAACAAACAUUUAGUUUAUAAAUAGAGGAGAACUAAAGUCAAUUGACAUUUUUGUAUCCUCUACGGCUGGACCACUAUUAAGUUAUUAUGAGGAUGAUUGCAAAAAUUAAAUUCUUAACGGACUUGCAGAGCUAGUUGGUAGUGUUCCGAUUAAUAUAAAUGAAAUAGAUUUACCUAUAAACACUCCUAAAUAUUCCAAAGCUUAAACUUUAUUGAUCACAGCUGUUUUAAACUUUGAAAAUCCAACCUGCUUAAGUGCAAGUAUCCUUGUAGAAAAAUCAAACUUAAAAAAAUAAGAUCAUGUAUAAGUUCUAUUGCAAGAAAUAAAAGAACUUAUUCAAAACAAUCUAUUAACUACAGAUGAAUAUCAUACUGACUAGCUGAUGAUAUUUAUGGCUUUAGCAAAAGGAAAAUCGUCAAUAAUUUGCAAAGAACUAUCACUGCAUUCUUAGACUAUGAUUGAGCUUUUAAAAAUGUUCUUUGGUGACAGAAUUCAAUUAGAGGUAAAUGAGAUUACAAAGGAUACAUAAAAAGCUUUUCAAUUAGACAUAGAUGGAGUGGAGAAAAUACUAAACGAAUUCGCUGUUAGACUAAACAAAUCUAGAACUCAAUUGCAAGAAGUUUGCAAUCAGGUGGAGACAUUAAAGAAAGAGUCAAAUAAGCUUUAAAGGUAGCUAGAUGAAGCAAACUAGGAAAAAGCCUAGGCUGAGAGAUUGCAAGAAGAGUUAAAGCAUAAAUACAUUAACACCAAAGUUUGCAAUGAAGAGGAGAGUGAGAAGCAUUAAUAGGAGUAGAAUGAGCUUAACAAUUUGAGAAAGCUCAAGAGAAAAUUGGUUAAGGAAAAAGAAUUAGCAGAAAAGGACUGCGAGAAACUAAGCAACGAGCUUCAACAGCAUAUUCAUGACAGAAAGGAACUUGAAUCUUUAGCUAAAAGGUUAUCUGAGCAACUUGAAUAGGUUCAGGGAGAGAAAUAAGGAUUAAUGGAUGAGUACACUAACAAUCAAUAAACUAUCAAUGAUUACAAUAUUGAACUGAAGGAAUUGAAAGAUGAGCUUGAAAGUAUGAAGAAUGUGAUUGCACAUACUUUCGAAGAUGAACUGAAAACUGCUAAUUCCAUGAAUGUUGCAAGUGUAAUGGAAGUUACUACAAUCAUCUUUUGCUUAAGGAUGAUGUCGGUAGAUCUAAACCCACCACAAGAGCAUUACCUUAAGAAUAUUUCGUAUAUGGUAGACCAGAAUAUAGAGAUCCAGAAGAUGCUGGCAAAGGUAUCAUAAAGAACUAUUUAAAUUAUUUAGUUUCAACAAGUUGGAAAUUUCAUAAUCAAAGUCGAAUAGCAGGAACUGAUAAAGAUUUUAAAAACUUAAAUCGAGAGGCAAUUAGACAGAGAGCUACAACCGCUCAUAUAAGCUCAGAAUAUCAGAUUGAGAGAGCCAUCAGGAGCUGUUCUUAAGUCAAUCAAUAGAUCAAUCAAACUUCCAGAUGAAAGCUUCACUUACGGUAAAUCAUUGAGACCCUCUACUCCAAUAAAGGAUGUAGUCUGUAAUUUUUAUGCUGAUGUUGCAGAGCAGUAGAUGCUCAGCAGAUAUCAAUACUUGAGAUAGUAAUCAAGAAGCGGCACCAGACUUAGUUGCUUUGAGAGACACACUAAGGCAUCCGCACUAGCUAAGGAUCAUAUUGAGAAUUAAGGGAAAAAUGAAAGUAUAAUCACAAGAGAUACAAGAACUCUAUUUAAAAUGAAGAAAUUCCAAAAUGUGGCCCCCAGGACUAAUACCAAUAUGGGAAAACGAGCUAAUCUUAAUAGAUCUGCACUUGAAUGA